Messenger RNA from Rubroshorea leprosula, 1082 nucleotides. The record is from the annotation of a GenBank genome assembly. Lineage: Eukaryota; Viridiplantae; Streptophyta; Magnoliopsida; Malvales; Dipterocarpaceae.
AACAAGAAACCAUUAUUAUUUUACAAUAUAUCAUAUAAAAACGGCCCAAUUGUAGUAACGUGGGCCAGUAGGCAUCGGCUCCUUGAAAUACAAUACAACACCAGACCAGACCAGAACAGAACAGACCAGAGAAGGCUGACAGUUCCGGCCACCGAGAAGAGGAAGAAAGAUUCUCUCAGAUUUUUCAUUUGAGAGAACGAUGAUGGCCUCAAUAGCAUCAUCACCCGGCAUUUACCGUUGCCACGCCGGAAAAAAUUUGAACAGAGCCCGCAGUUGUUCCGUCGUUCCACGUAUCAACCUCUGUCAAUCUCAGCAGCCUGAAAACAAACCUAGAGACCAAAUUCCCAGAAGGGAAAUUGUGCUGAGGAGCAGUGAAUUAGCUGUAAUCGGUGCUGUCUUCAACCUCAGCGGGAAGAAGCCUGAUUACUUAGGAGUGCAAAAGAAUCCACCGGCACUGGCCCUUUGUCCUGCUACAAAAAAUUGUGUAUCAACUUCGGAGAACAUCGCUGAUCUCACCCAUUACGCACCGCCAUGGAAUUACAAUGGAGGGGUCAACAGGAAAAAGCCUGUCAGCAAGGAUGUUGCGAUGGAAGAGCUUAUUCAAGUGAUAAAAUCGACAAAACCGGACAAAUUCAAUCCUAAAAUUGCGGAAAGGAAAGAUGAUUAUGUAAGAGUGGAAUAUGAGAGUCCCAUAUUGGGGCUUGUAGAUGAUGUUGAGUUCUGGUUUCCACCGGGGAAGAACUCAAUUGUGGAGUAUCGAUCGGCAUCACGGAUUGGGAACUUUGAUUUUGAUAUCAACAGGAAGAGAAUCAAGGCACUGCGAUUAGAGUUAGAGAAGAAAGGAUGGGCUUCUGAAAACAGCUUUUGAGGGGCACAUGAUCAGCUCAAGUUAAAUGCUCAAACUUUAAUUGACUCAGCAGCAAACUACAAAUGGUGUUUAGAGAGGAAUUUAUCCCUUUCUAUUUCUUUUUUUUUUUUGAAAAUAGGCAAUGGAUGGAGAGGAAUUUAGCUGAUCAAAACAAAAUUGUCAAAGAGGCUGGUAGCAUACAUCUCAACCUUACAAAUAAAAUUCAUGAUUUUAU